CAAUCAGACCAGACCUCCACAGCUAAUCAACAUACUACAAUUUCCAAAUUUCCUAAACACCUCACUAUAUUCUCACCACCCUUCUCUCUGUCUCUCUUUCACAAAACAGAGACAUGGAUUCGACCAGCACUUUAACAUUCAAAGUUGCAAGAAAAAACCCAGAGCUGAUCGCUCCGGCAAAGCCAACGCCGCACGAAUUCAAGCUCCUCUCCGACAUCGACGAUCAAGAGGGCCUCCGCUUCCAGAUUCCGGUGAUCCAGUUCUACCGGAGAAGCCCCUCCCCCGGAGGGAAGGAUCCCGUGCAGGUGAUCCGUGAUGCCAUUGCCAAGGCCUUGGUUUUCUACUACCCUUUUGCCGGCCGCCUCAGGGAACGCGCUGCCCGGAAGCUGGCGGUCGAGUGCACCGGUGAGGGUGUCAUGUUCAUCGAGGCUGAUGCCGAUGUCACGCUCAAGCAGUUCGGAGACGCUCUUCAGCCGCCAUUCCCGUGCCUCGAAGAGCUGCUUUACGAUGUCCCGGGAUCCGCCCAAGUGCUCGAUUGCCCCUUGUUGUUGAUUCAGGUCACACGCCUCAAAUGCGGAGGCUUCAUCUUUGCUCUCCGCCUCAAUCACACGAUGAGCGACGCCGCCGGCCUAGUCCAAUUCAUGUCGGCGGUCGGCGAAAUCGCCUGCGGCGCAGAAGCCCCAUCCGUCCCACCCGUGUGGGACAGGCACCUCCUCAACGCGCGGGACCCGCCGAGCGUGACCUGCACGCACCACGAAUACGACGACGUUCCGGACACGAAAGGGACUCUAAUCCCGCUGGACGACAUGGUCCACCGCUCCUUCUUCUUCGGCGGCGCCGAGCUCUCCGCCCUCCGCAGCCUCCUCCCUCCCCACCUCCGCGGCUGCUCCGCCUUCGAGCUCCUCACCGCCUGCCUCUGGCGCUCCCGCACCAUCGCCAUCGCCCCCGAUCCCGAGGAGGAGGUCAGAAUCCUCUGCAUCGUCAACUCGCGGAGGCGCUUCAGUCCGCCGCUCCCCGCCGGGUACUACGGCAACGCCUUCGCCUUCCCCGUCGCGAUAUCCAGCGCGGGAGAUUUAUCGAAGAAUCCGCUGCGCUACGCGCUGGAGCUCGUGAAGAAGACUAAGGCCGACGUGACGGAGGAGUACAUGAGAUCCCUGGCGGAUCUGAUGGUGAUUAGGAAUCGCCCGCAUUUCACUGUGGUGCGGAGCUACCUGGUUUCCGAUGUGACGCACGCUGGAUUUGGGGAGGUGGAUUUCGGGUGGGGAAAGCCGGCGUAUGGUGGACCGGCGAAGGGCGGCGUUGGGGCGAUUCCUGGCGUUGCGAGCUUUUAUAUUCCUUUUAAGAAUAGUAAGGGGGAGGAUGGAGUGGUGGUUCCGAUAUGCUUGCCGGCGAAUGCUAUGGAAGUGUUUGUGAAGGAGCUCGAGGGGAUGUUGCGAGGCGGCCAGGAGGUGGCUGAUCGGAAAACCGGAGUGUUCAUUGCGUCGGCGCUGUGAGGUUGUGCUUUACGCUGCUUAUGUUGUACUAUUUCCUAUGUUACCAGUAAUUAUGUAACGUGAUUAAAGGGAUUGAAUGGAUUGGAUAAAAUUCUAAGAAUGUAUUACAAAAGGAUUAUAUGUAUUGUACAAAUAAAAUAAUUUAUCA
Messenger RNA from Salvia splendens (bonfire salvia), 1641 nucleotides. Its product is annotated as benzyl alcohol O-benzoyltransferase. The record is from RefSeq and is a predicted model, not a curated record. Lineage: Eukaryota; Viridiplantae; Streptophyta; Magnoliopsida; Lamiales; Lamiaceae. Bases 114 to 1493 code for a protein of 459 amino acids. The transcript is spliced from 2 exons.